Messenger RNA from Scheffersomyces stipitis CBS 6054, 703 nucleotides. RefSeq names its product glutathione peroxidase (gene GPX2). The coding region runs from base 1 to 483 and encodes 160 amino acids. Gene Ontology annotation, molecular function: glutathione peroxidase activity. The transcript has a single exon. The record is from RefSeq and is a predicted model, not a curated record. Gene Ontology annotation, biological process: response to oxidative stress. NCBI's taxonomy places the organism in Eukaryota, Fungi, Ascomycota, Pichiomycetes, Serinales, Debaryomycetaceae.
AUGUCUAAAUUCUACGAGUUGACUCCUAAGGACGCCAAGGGCAACGACUUCCCCUUCGUGGAAUUGAAGGGCAAGGUUGUCGUUAUUGUCAACGUCGCUUCCAAGUGUGGCUUUACUCCUCAGUACAAGGAGUUGGAAGAAUUGAACAAGAAAUACGAAGGCAAGAACGUUCAAAUCAUCGGUUUCCCUUGCAACCAAUUCGGCCACCAGGAACCAGGCACUGCCGACGAGAUCGCCAGCUUCUGUCAAUUGAACUACGGAGUCACCUUCCCAGUGUUGGCCAAGGUCGAAGUCAACGGCGACAACGCCGACCCAGUGUACAAGUUCUUGAAGGGCGAGAAGUCCGGAGUUUUGGGCUUGACCAGAAUCAAGUGGAACUUCGAGAAGUUCUUGAUCGACAAAAACGGUAAGGUCGUUGAAAGAUUCUCCUCUUUGGCUAGUCCAUCCAGUCUUGGUCCAAAGAUCGACCAGUUGUUGAAGUAAUUAUUGCAUUAUUGCAAUUUUACUUCACUGAGACUCCAACGUUGAAAUUGUCUCUUGAAGCUAUCAUGCGUUGAAAUCACUUCUUGAUUGUAAUUCAGUUUCUUACUGUUACUUUCUUGGUUCUAAUUUAAUUACUUAAUUGAGAAGCUACCUGUGUCCCAAAAGGGCACUGCUUCGCACUAUUUAUGUUUGCCAUAUCUAAUUAAUGCCUAUUCUUGAU